This is a messenger RNA of Sesamum indicum (sesame), 1512 nucleotides long. Its product is annotated as putative lysophospholipase BODYGUARD 4. The record is from RefSeq and is a predicted model, not a curated record. NCBI's taxonomy places the organism in Eukaryota, Viridiplantae, Streptophyta, Magnoliopsida, Lamiales, Pedaliaceae.
ACCACCACCUUUGCAUUCUCUUUUCCCACCCGUUUCUCCAGUUCUGUCCCUCUGGUCUCAGUCUCAGUUGGAUAACGGAAAUGUCAACAGCCGCUACACGCUUGCCGGGGAAAUGGCUCUCAAGAAUUUCAGAAACCGUGAUUUCUCUUGCCAGUGCAAUCGUGUUCUUCAUUCUCGACAUCAUCGACGUUGUAAUGUGCGUGUUCUUCAGGGCUUUUGAUGAGUUCUUGGAAGGAACAUCGCCGUCUUGCUACUGCAUGGAAAGAGGAGGAGCUCAGGAAGAAGAAAAGAGGGGCUUAGAUUCUGUUGGAGUUGAUGGGGAGUGUGAGCCAUCGGAGAGCCUUCGUGGAAGGAAAAACGUGUUUAGGAGACUGAGAUUCAGACCAAGAAUUUGGAGUAAAGAAGGCGGAUUUCGUGUGGGGAAGAGGAUGAGCAGGUGGUCUGAUUGUGGAUGUGAAUCUUGUCUUUCUUGGAUGAGCAGUGGAAGUGAUUCCAGGCUUCAUGUUGUUGUCAAAGAGCAACAAAGAGCCAGGCUGGAGAACAGUUCUGGAGUAACAACCGUGCACAAUGUAAUAUUCAUACAUGGUUUCCUCUCAUCUUCGUCACUCUGGACAGAAACCAUAUUCCCUAAUCUCUCUGAGUAUUCUAAGCAAAACUACAAGUUAUUUGCAGUAGACCUAUUGGGAUUCGGUAGAAGUCCAAAGCCGAGGGAUUGUUUAUAUACGCUAAGGGAUCAUCUAGAAAUGAUUGAGAAGUCGGUUAUCCUUCCGUUUCAUGUGAAAUCCUUUCACCUGGUUGCACACUCCAUGGGUUGUGUGAUUGCACUGGCGUUAGCCGCUAAGUACUCCGACUCCGUUAAAUCCGUAACUUUGACAGCUCCACCUUACUUCUCUUCUUCAAAAGGGGAUGCUAGCUUACAAGCACUUCAUAAACUCGCCACAAGACGAGUAUGGCCUCCACUACUCUUUGGUUCAGCUUUCAUGUCAUGGUACGAGCACCUAGGCAGAUGCGUGUGUUUCCUUAUAUGCCGGAACCACAGAACAUGGGAGUCCAUCUUAAAGCUACUCACCGGUAGAAGGGAACUUCAUUUUCGGAUCAUGGAUUUGACUCGCCACACUCAUCAUUCGGCUUGGCACACAAUGCAUAAUGUCAUCUGCGGUGGAGCAAGAUUCUUGGACAAGUACUUGGAAAUCUUGAGGGCUGCCGGAGUAAAGAUUCGUGUCGUCCAGGGGACUGAGGAUCAAGUCGUGCCGAUGGAGUGCAGCCACAACAUGAAGGUGAAGGCUCCGGAAACAGAGCUUGAGAUUGUAGCAAAUGCCGAUCACAACACUGUAAUUUUAGGUAGAGCUAAGGAUUUCACCAGGAAUUUGGAGAGUUUAUGGGCAUCAGCUGGUAAGAAUGUUGCAGAGCAGGUGGAUGAUCAUGUGGGGCAAGAAGUGCACAAGUGAUUAUAAGGCCUGAAAUUUUACAUUAGUUUGAAUAUUCUAUUUUAAAAUAGUAUUGCAUUUUGUA